UCCAUCUCUUCCCACAGAAUUUACGGUCUAAUUAGAGAAAAAAGUGCUGGGAAAAGAUACUGUGAGCAAAUAGUGCAAUGUCUUAUUAGGUUUGGUUAGUUCUGUAUUGCACAUUUCAUUUUAUUGUGCAUGUCUGCAUCUGCUUUUGUCUCAGUAAGCUGCCAAGGGAUUAAUAAACACGUUUAAUGGAUGGGUAGUAGUUACGUGAAAAUACUUAAGUGAGAAUGGGUGGCCAGGUAGGCAGUUAAGUCUUUGAAUUGAAAAUCUGUGCAUAAAUCCACAAGGAAGACUCUGCCGAGCUAAAACAGUGCAGAAAAGCACCUGUGUUGGAAACAAAAAAUACAGGAAGCGAGCUUAUAAUGCCAGUGCUCAGAGACAAAAUCUUAGGAGAAAUUCUUGGAGGUGAAAUAUGGGAGAGGGUGGGGUGUGGCAGUGUAAGGGUGUAGAGCUCAGUUGAAGUGAUGAUUCGAGAAGACCUUUCUUCUCACAGGAAUCAGUGAGGACACUGAGGAACUUCAUCUCAGGAAGAAGAUGAAAGAUAAUGUUGCUGAAGAACAUUUAUAUUUGGCUUUUUCUCAUCAGUACAGAGAUAGUAUCUUUCCUCUUCAUACAUCUAUCUCACUGUUUUUGCUAUCCUACUGUGACUGCAAAUUAUUUAAAGUUUUUUUAGUGCCGACUGGCGAAGAUGCGGGUGAUCAGUGCAUGACAAAAAACCUCGCUGGCGAUCUUGAGGUCCAUUUAAUCUCCAGGUGUCAGCUUCCUGUGGUUGUGCAGAGCUGCAGUUUACCUGCUGUUGUCGUGAAAGAUGACAGAUUCUGCCGAGCUGGGCUCUCUGUGGUCUUAAGACAUAUAAUACAGAAAACAUUUGAGGCAGACCCAUCUAAAAAGGACAUUUUGGGGCUCUUGGGCUUUAAGAAGACCUGCUUAAAAGCCUGUGCUGAAGUUAGCCAGUGGACCAGGCUGUGUGAGAUCAGCAUACCUCUGGCUGUUGAAAGAUUUCUGACGGCCUCUCCUGAGCACUGCCAGGCUAUUCCUCCUGACAUUUUACUGUUCGAAAGGAAGCUUGGAGAACCUGUCCGAGUACAUAAUGAUGACAAAAUUCGAAGGCAGAAACUUCAACAGCAGAAGGCAGGUGCCAAGGCUGCAGUGCCUGUGCUUGGUGAAAAAGCUACAGAGGAAUUAAAACCAGGGGAAGCCCAUGAACAUCCACCCUCAAGUUUGGAACUGAGUGUAGCUUUCUCUAAACUGCUUGCCCAGGAAGCACCAGAUGCAGUCAACAGGGAGGCCCCUCACAUCAGGAGAACAAAAACCUCUGACCUUCCGCUCUUGGACCACGUUUUUGCAGAAGGGCUUUAUUUUACUGUGGCAGAUCUAGUGCUUUUGCCAUGCAUCCAUCAGUUCUUGGUUUCCAGCAAGAAACAAGGCAAAAAUCUGGUAGACUUGCCACUGAUAGCCAGUUGGUAUCGAAGAGUUCAAGAAGUACCUGGAGUAAAGAAAGCUGCUGGCAAGUGCAACAUGGAGCUGCUCCAGCUUCCAGAGUUCGUGUCUGCUCCCAAGGAACAGCUGCAGGACUCCACUUCAGUUCCUGAUGAGUUAGAGGAGGAUAAUGAAGACAGUCAAUUUAUAGGUGGUCCAAGGCCCACCAUGACGAAGUUAAUGGAAAAUGGAAUUGAAGCAAAGUUUUCUCCUCAUCCAUGCCCCAGCUGGACCCUAGAUUGGACCAGUCUUCCAUCUGCAGUCAGUCCUGGGGAAGGAAAGAUGUCUAGAGACCGGGCUCUCAGGAAGCAGCAGCAGCUGAAUAAUUUGGUAGCAGCAGUGACAAAGCUCGCCAAACCUGGAGAUUUGAUUGUGGAUUUUUGCAGUGGAGGGGGCCACGUUGGAAUUGUUCUUGCUUAUAUGAUGCCAUCAUGUCAGGUUGUACUCAUAGAAAAUAAGGAGUUGUCUCUGAUCCGUGCUAAAGACAGAAGUGAUGAACUGGGUUUAAACAACAUUUGGUUCAUUCAAGCAAAUUUGGACUAUUUUAAAGGGAAUUUUAACAUUGGGGUGGCCCUGCAUGCCUGCGGGGUGGCCACAGACAUGGUGAUUGAACACUGCCUCAGGGCGCGGGCAGCCUUUGUCAUCUCCCCCUGCUGCUACGGCUUCAUUCAAAAUACAGUCAAGUUCAAAUAUCCACGGAGUCAUCAGUUCAAAGAAAUUUUGUCCUACAAGGAGCACAUGAUCCUCUGCAGAUUUGCAGAUCAGACAGCUGUUCAGCUUCCACCUGAACGCAGGCUAAUUGGAAAGCAGUGUAUGGGACUUGUGGAUCUGGAUCGGGCAUGGGCUGCAGAAGAACAUAACUACUCUGUCCAAGUUAUAUCUAUGGAGCCAGAGAGUUGUUCUCCAAAGAACAAUAUGUUUGUGGGCAUCCCUACUUAGAGUGUGAAACUUGCAUUCGAUUUGAAGCUGAACAUAAAUCUUCAGUGCAUAAUGACAUCCAGCAGAUAGUGGCAGCACUGGGAACCAGACAUCCUGCAUCUUGAACGCAUUGCCUUUGGAAAAGGGAAGCAGCCCCCAAAGUCCUGAAAAGCAAACUGCAUGCAGAGCAUCACAAAUCAACUUGUAAUGUGUCAUUAUGCAACUUUUGGUUCUCAUACUGAGAAGUUUCUGGACCUAAUGACUGUGCAUGGAAUUAAAUCCAUCUGUAAAAGUUUAUAAAAACUGGCUUUUUUGAAGGAAAGGUAAUUUGCUUUUCAGUAAAGCUCUGUCUUGGCUGCUUGGAAAUUGCAUUCAUGGUCAAAACAGCAUUUGUGUUCGUAAGCGCAGUAGUUAUCAGCCAGCAGUGCUGAUCACCAGAGGAACAGAGAAGAUGAAAUUUAUUGUGUUACUGAAGAUGCUGUGCAACAGGUGGUGGCCUGACUUUGCUGAAGAAUUCCAUACUACUGUAGAAAGAUUAUUUUUAAUAAAAGUUUAUCAGAAUA
This is a messenger RNA of Hirundo rustica (Barn swallow), 2957 nucleotides long. RefSeq names its product glutathione S-transferase C-terminal domain containing (gene GSTCD). NCBI's taxonomy places the organism in Eukaryota, Metazoa, Chordata, Aves, Passeriformes, Hirundinidae. The transcript has 12 exons. The record is from RefSeq and is a predicted model, not a curated record. The coding region runs from base 532 to 2415 and encodes 627 amino acids.